Vitis riparia (riverbank grape) is the source of this 1893-nucleotide messenger RNA. Its product is annotated as VAN3-binding protein-like. The coding region runs from base 148 to 1641 and encodes 497 amino acids. Gene Ontology annotation, biological process: auxin-activated signaling pathway; leaf vascular tissue pattern formation; phloem or xylem histogenesis. The transcript is spliced from 8 exons. Lineage: Eukaryota; Viridiplantae; Streptophyta; Magnoliopsida; Vitales; Vitaceae. The record is from RefSeq and is a predicted model, not a curated record.
UAUAGGUAUGAGUACAUUAUGGCAGGAUCGGUCACCCAGGCAAAACCAAGCCACCUCCAAGAAGAAUUGGCUCUGCCCCACUGAUCCGUAUAGAGCGAAGUAGCUGCCCAGUGAUCCCUAGGUAGCACGUCUGUUUGUUUAGUGUUCAUGCCGCUGCUGCCGUUUCUAGGACCGACCAUACCUCACCUGCACAGCUGCAUGGAAAUGGACCACGGAAUCGGUAUCGGAGGGCGGCUGCCGGAGACCCCACCGGAGCCGAUGGAGUUCCUGUCUCGGUCGUGGAGCGCCUCGGCUCUUCAAGUCUCCAAAGCUCUCCCUCCUCCUCCUUUUCCUCUUUCUUUUCCUCAUCCUUCUUUUCAUUCCAAGGCUGCCAGCUCCGCCACCAUUCCCGUCCACGAAGACCUCGCCGGAGAGUCCGAGGAGCCGGUCACCAUUGCCGGGAACCCCUUCUCUUUUGCUUCCUCUGCCACUUCUCAGCUCGUCCUCGAACGCAUAAUGUCGCAAUCAGAAGUGAACGCAAUUACGCCUGGGAGGUUAUCACACAGUAGUGGACCAUUGAACGGUGGGCAGAGCUGUGGAGGGUCUCUUACAGAAGAAACAGACAGCCCGCCAGUUUCUCCUUCGGAUGAGUUCGACGACGUCGUUAAGUUCUUCAGUGCAAACAACACCCUCCAAACCCAGUUCUUUGGCGGCCGGAGUGGUCCCGGCAGCGGCGGAAACACCCCUGGGGGUGGAGCUAGGACAGUUGGGAGGUGGUUGAAGGACAGGAGGGAGAAGAAGAAAGAGGAGAGCAGAGCUCAAAAUGCCCAGCUCCAUGCGGCUGUUUCGGUUGCUGGUGUGGCUGCUGCUAUAGCAGCCAUGGCUGCAGCCACAGCGGCUUCAUCUGGGUCAAGGAAAGAUGAACAUAUGACAAAAACAGACAUGGCUGUUGCCUCAGCUGCAACGUUGGUGGCAGCACAGUGUGUGGAGGCUGCAGAAGCAAUGGGAGCUGAGCGCCACCACCUUGCUUCAGUUGUUAGCUCUGCAGUUAAUGUCCAUUCUCAUGAUGAUAUCCUCACUCUCACUGCUGCAGCUGCCACAGCUCUGCGAGGGGCGGCGACCCUGAAAGCGAGAGCAUUGAAAGAGGUGUGGAAUGUGGCAGCAGUUAUACCAGUGGAGAGAGGGAUCGGAAAUGGUGUUAGUGGUAAUGCUAAUAACACUCAGCCUAAUGGUAAGAACAGCAGUGAGACCUUUCCCAGAGAGAAUUUCAUUGGUGUCUGUAGUCAAGAGCUGCUUGCCAGGGGCUCUGAGCUUCUCAAGAGAACUCGCAACGGUGAUCUUCACUGGAAAAUGGUCUUUGUUUACAUUCACAGAACAGGCCAGGUGAUGCUGAAGAUGAAAAGCAGACACGUAGCUGGGACCAUCACCAAGAAGAAAAAGAUUGUAGUCCUGGAGGUGGUGAAGGAUAUGCCGGCAUGGCCAGGGAGGCAUUUGCUGGAAGGUGGAGAGCAGCGCCACUACUUUGGGUUGAAAACAACACCGCGUGGAGUUGUGGAGUUCGAGUGCAGGAACCAGAGGGAAUACGAUAUCUGGACUCAGGGCGUUGAGAGGCUCCUCACCAUUGUAGCUGAGAGAAGGAAUAGAUACCGAGAACAAAAAUGAGCUACUACUCUGCAACAAGCGUUGGUUGCAGCAGGCAGUGGCAAUAGAUGAUGAUAGUUAAGAAUUAAGCUUAAGAGGAACUCAACAUGGCAGUAGCUUUCCUUGUUCUCUGUGUAAAAAAGGACUAGAAACUUAGAAGUAGAUCAGUAGUAGAGGUUAAUUUUAGGCUUGAAUGUGAAAGAGAAAUGAUUUUGAAUGAUUCUAAACCACCAUGUGGCUUGGCUUCUGGCACAAGUAUCAGUCAUUGCAUUA